AUGUCCACCCCAGCAGUCAUCCCUUUUGGCGUCUUUGUCACCCACGAGAGCGAUGCUUCACCUGCUGUUCGUGGGCCUGCCCCUGUCGUUCAUCGAGAUUUCAUCACAAGUUCCUCGCCCACCGAACACGAAUUGAAUCAACUGCAAUGGGGCCACCGUUUGAAUGGGCCAGGCAAGGAACCGCGUCGCUCUAUGUCGCCUGUCGGUCAGUCGAUACCCCCAACGCCUGGUGAACUGGAGCAAAGUCAACCUCCCACACCAAGAGGAGCUCAUGCUGUUGACGCACUUGUCCAAUCAUUCUCAAAUCCACCCAGGAACCGCUGGAGAAUAGCAUCUGCUACCGUCUUUUUCUUAUUGAUGGGUAUGAAUGAUGCUGCCACUGGUGCUUUGAUUCCCUAUCUCGAAAAGGAAUAUGACAUUGGCUAUGCCGUGGUCUCCCUGAUUUUCGUCACCAAUGCCGUGGGCUGGAUUGUUAUGGCUCCCCUAUCCCAAGUGAUCGAGGCGCGUGCUGGUCGAUCGCGCUCGUUGAUCAUUGCAUGCUCCCUGAUGACUAUCGGCUAUACGGCGCUCGUGUGUGCUCCACCGUUCCCUGUCGUGGUUCUCAGCUUCUUUCUUCUUGGUCUGGGCAUGGCCCUGUAUCUGGGCAUGACCAAUGCCUUCAUCGUCAAUCUGAUGAAUGGUACAGUCCUUCUGGGUCUGUGCCAUGGCAUAUACGGACUUGGUGGUAUUAUAUCUCCCCUAAUUGCCACUGCGAUGGUCUCAAGAGGCGUCCGUUGGUCCUAUUAUUACUUCAUCAAUCUUGCCAUAUCAUUAUUUUCGACAUUCUUUCUGGGCUGGGCCUACAAAGGCUUCGAAAACGAUGCUGCCCAACAACUCCUCACCGAUCUUGAACUCACCGCUUCACGUCAAGCCUCCGCUCCCGGAGAGCCAACAAAAACGCAGCUGCUCAGACGUGCACUGAAGACCCGGACGACUCUUCUGGGUGCCGCCUUUAUCUUCUUUUAUCAAGGGGCCGAAGUCGCUAUCAGUGGGUGGGUGAUCUCGUAUUUGAUCCACUAUCGAAAGGGUGAUCCUUCUCAUGUCGGUAAUGUCACUUCUGGGUUCUGGGGUGGCAUCACCGUAGGAAGAUUUGUCCUCACUCACUUUGCUCACAAAAUGGGGGAGAAACUGGCAGUUGUUCUUCUGGUAAUCGGAGCUGCUGUAUUUCAACUUCUGGUCUGGCUGGUUCCCAAUAUCAUAGGGAAUGCUGUUGCCGAGGCCAUUGUCGGCUUGUUCCUUGGACCGGUCUACCCAUGCGCUACCGGUGUCUUUUCCAAGUUGUUACCGAGAAGCAUUCAGAUUGUCAGUCUCAGUGUGACCUCAUCCAUGGGAUCGUCUGGAGGUGCGGCAGUACCUCUCAUUACUGGGUUGAUGGCACAAUCCUUGAGCACGGUUGUCCUUCAUCCGAUCGUUCUGAUUUCAUUUGCUGCCAUGAUUGCUACUUGGUUAUCGUUGCCUCGGAUUGGCAAGCGAGCGGAGUGA
This is a messenger RNA of Exophiala xenobiotica, 1521 nucleotides long. RefSeq lists its product as uncharacterized. The transcript is spliced from 3 exons. Gene Ontology annotation, molecular function: transmembrane transporter activity. Gene Ontology annotation, cellular component: membrane. Bases 1 to 1521 code for a protein of 506 amino acids. Gene Ontology annotation, biological process: transmembrane transport. Lineage: Eukaryota; Fungi; Ascomycota; Eurotiomycetes; Chaetothyriales; Herpotrichiellaceae. The record is from RefSeq and is a predicted model, not a curated record.